Molecule: messenger RNA, 1500 nt
Organism: Puma concolor (puma)
Lineage: Eukaryota; Metazoa; Chordata; Mammalia; Carnivora; Felidae
Source: RefSeq, a predicted model, not a curated record
AUGGACUCCAUGAUUCAGGAAAGCCCUUUACCUGUACAGAGGUUCAGAAGGAUUUCGUGCCUGGCUCGGGGCAUCUGCAGCAAGAGGCCACUGAAACUGGAGAGAAGCCAAACACAAUCAAGAGUUCACACUGGAGAAAAGCCUUAUGAGUGCAGUGAAUGUGGGAAAUCUUUUACUACUCCGUCUGCCCUGCGUUGUCAUCAGAGAGUUCACACUGGAGAAAGGCCUUAUGAGUGCAGUGAAUGUGGGAAAUCUUUUACUACUCCUUCUGCCCUCCGUUCUCACCAGAGAGUUCACACUGGAGAAAGGCCUUAUGAGUGCAGUGAAUGUGGGAAAUCUUUUACUCAUACUUCUGCCCUUCGUUAUCACCAGAGAGUUCACACUGGGGAAAAGCCUUAUGAGUGCAGUGAAUGUGGGAAAUCUUUUACCACUAGUUCAGGCCUUCGUUAUCACCAGAGAUUUCACACUGGAGAAAGGCCUUAUGAGUGUACUGAAUGUGGGAAAUCUUUUGCUGACACUUCUGCCCUCCAUUAUCACCAGAGAGUUCACACAGGAGAAAGGCCUUAUGAGUGCAGUGAAUGUGGGAAAUCUUUUUUCUCUAGGUCUGACCUCCAUUAUCAUCACAGAGUCCACACUGGGGAGAGGCCUUAUGAGUGCAGCGAGUGUGGCAAGUCUUUUUCCCGAAGAAAUAACCUCAAUGUACACCUAAAGGUUCACUCAGAUGAAAAGCCUUACAAGUGUAAUGAUUGUGGGAAAUCUUUCAAGUGUAAGUCAUCAUUCAUUGAACACCAGAGAGUUCACACCGGAGAAAGACCUUAUGAGUGCAGUGAGUGUGGGAAACCUUUUUCCACUAGUUCUGUCCUUCGUUCUCACCAGAGAGUUCACACUGGAGAAAGGCCUUAUGAGUGCAGUGAAUGUGGGAAAACUUUUACUGCUAGCUCUAUCCUCCGUAAUCACAAGAGAGUUCACACUGGAGAAAGACCUUAUGAGUGCAGUGAAUGUGGGAAAACUUUUACCACUAGGUCUGUCCUCCUUUAUCAUCAGAGAGUUCAUAGUGGAGAAAGGCCUUAUGAAUGCAGCGAAUGUGGCAAGUCCUUUAUCCAAAGAAAUAGUCUCAAAGUACACAGAAAGGUUCAUUCUGGUGAAAUGCCUUAUAAGUGCAAUGAAUGUGCGAAAUCUUUCACCUGCAAGUCAAAACUCCUUGAACACCAGAGAAUUCACACAGGAGAAAAACCUUAUCUGUGCAAUAAAUGUGGGAAAUCUUUUAGUCGUAGCCAUGCCCUUCAGUAUCAUCAUCAAAUUCACACUGGAGAAAGGCCUUAUGAGUGUAAUGAAUGUGGGAAAUCUUUUACGGCUAGUUCUGUCCUACAUGCUCACCAGAGAGUUCACACUGGAGAAAGACCGUAUGAGUGCAGUGAAUGUGGCAAGUCCUUUCUCCGAAGAAAUAGCCUCAAUGUACACAUAAAGGUUCAUUCGGGCUUCCAUGGUGCAAAGUUAUAA